GUGAUGAUGAUGAAGAGGAGAGCGGGGAAGAGCGCUUGCCCUCAUGCUUUGAUUACAUCAUGCACUUCCUGACAGUUUUCUGGAAAGUUCUGUUUGCCUUCGUUCCACCUACGGAGUACUGGAACGGCUGGGCCUGCUUCAUUGUCUCCAUCACGCUCAUCGGUGCCCUGACCGCUGUUACUGGAGAUUUGGCCUCUCACUUUGGUUGUACAGUAGGCCUGAAGGACUCUGUCACAGCUGUGGUGUUUGUGGCCUUGGGCACAUCUGUGCCUGAUACUUUUGCCAGCAAGGUGGCAGCCAUCCAGGACCAAUAUGCCGAUGCAUCCAUUGGAAAUGUGACGGGUAGUAAUGCAGUUAAUGUCUUCCUGGGUAUUGGAGUGGCGUGGACCAUCGCUGCUGUGUACUGGCACAGUCAGGGCAAAAAAUUCCAGGUCCCGCCAGGGUCGCUGGCGUUUUCCGUCACCCUCUUCACCAUUAUGGCACUGCUGUGUUUUCUGAUACUGCUGUACCGCCGCCGGCCCUCUGUGUCCGGGGGCGAGCUGGGGGGCCCGCGAACCGCCAAGCUGCUCACCGUGUUCCUCUUCCUCAUGCUGUGGCUCAUCUACAUCCUCCUGUCCUCGCUGGAGGCUUACUGCCACGUGCCUGGCUUCUGAGAAAGUUCCUGAGAGAGAUGUACUCUUUGCUGUAAAACCUCCCAUCAUUCUUCCUCUCUGCUUUUGUGUAUAUGAGAAGUCUAAAAUUAGUGUUUACAUCUGUUCUUACUGAUUAUUAUCGCUGUUGAAAUUGAACUCGCAUCCUUUAGCUAACACUGACGUGGAUUUCUAGAUAAGUGUCAGUGGAGGAUGAUGGAGGCUCUGUGGUUUCAUGCACAGCUUCUCUUUAUAGAUGGAUCUCUCUUACAUGGUGUCUGCCACCCCCUGGAUAUUCAGACAGAGCAACUCUUUCCAGAAUACUCUCUAGAGAGCCCCCUCAGCGUUUUUCUUGCUUCAGUGCUGUUUUUUCCAAGGAUGGUUCUUUAUGCCUCACUUCGAUAUUCUCUCAGAAA
Messenger RNA from Sinocyclocheilus grahami, 1045 nucleotides. RefSeq names its product sodium/calcium exchanger 1-like. The transcript has 2 exons. The record is from RefSeq and is a predicted model, not a curated record. Gene Ontology annotation, molecular function: calcium:sodium antiporter activity. Gene Ontology annotation, biological process: calcium ion import across plasma membrane; sodium ion transmembrane transport. Gene Ontology annotation, cellular component: axon; postsynapse; sarcolemma. The annotation marks the transcript as partial. NCBI's taxonomy places the organism in Eukaryota, Metazoa, Chordata, Actinopteri, Cypriniformes, Cyprinidae.